UGUACAAACAUCUGCACUGCAGUUUUAUUUUCCGCCAGUAUCACAGAAUGGCCACCGUUAGGAGGUCCCGGUCUGGGCCGCUGGCGCAGUGUUAUUCCACCGACGUCAUCGUAGUUAGUCAGCCCGCAGCGGACGCUUUAUCCGCCGGCCCCUCCAUCAAACGUGACCGUUUCUCGUUCCGUAUAGGCGCAAUGCACCGGACCUCAGCCUCAAUGGGCAUCGACCUGGACAACGCAGAGUGGGAGAAGAAGGUGAUGAACUCUUGGCCCAAGAUGUGCACUUUCGUGGUGCGCGAAAUACUGCAGACGGAGAGAGCGUACAUUGCGUCGCUGGAGGAGAUAAUACUGGGGUACAUGAUGCCUCUUCACGGUUAUCUGCUAGCAAAGGGAGAAGGUCCAAACUUUAUCCACACUGUUUUUGGCAACAUCAACAAGCUGAGGCAACUUCACGAGGAACUGUUGGAUAAACUCCACACUGCAUGUGGAGACCCUCACGAGUUUGCUGAUGUCUUCAUUGAAACGGACUUUGAUCACUACAGGGAGUAUUGCAUUCACUACACAGAUGCCAACGAUUUCCUCCAGAAAUCCAUGAAUGAAAAUGAAAAGCUUAAAAUGUUCAUCACGCAAUGUCAAAAUGAUUUAGAGCAUGCUCUGCCCCUUCAUUCUCACCUAAUCAAGCCAGUGCAGCGGAUCCUCAAGUAUCAUCUAAUGCUCCGCGUAUGUUGUCUGCAUGGCCUGCACCCAGCACACUACGACGACUGGUUUUUGUUUAUAUAUGUGCAGGAAAUGUUAAAGUAUAUUGACAGUGAAGCAGUUAUAUACCAAGAUGUCAAGGAAGCACAUGGCAAAAUGAAAAGUGUGGCAGAGGAAAUCAACACAUCGUUCAAGAAAGAGAGAACCGAACAACUGGCAACUCCGUCCAGCAUUGCUCGCAGGAGAAGCAAAGAGAUAAAGUCUCUCCAGAAAAGCAGGUCAAGUCAGCGAAGUCCAAGUCCUGAAAAGGUGUUCGACCUGCAGCGCUCCAUGGAGUUUGAAGACAGUCUCGACAUUAUACGGGUCAACAUGAACUCGGUGAGACACGGGCCAACAAAGAGCGUCGGCUCUCGCAGGAGACAUCCGCGACCUCCACUCACCCAAUUCAUUGCAAUGUUUGAGUCAUCAAAACUGGCAGCACCUGCAGCAGGUGGAUUGUGUGCCCCCCUGCCUCCCAGUCGGCCCUCUCCUCCUCCAAAGGCCACGGCGCUCCACUCCCCCUCCCCCAAUCAGAGCCUGGCCCCUGACCAACGAGCUUUGCCAGGGCCGAGUAGCCCUUCCCAUGUGGACAGACCACUCAGCUCUAGCAGUGAGUCGUCAUCUGACGGCAGUAGUGGCAGAACAUCGUCUAGGGAACAUUCACCGUGCAUCAAGAACCCUAAACAGGUACGAAAGACGCCGCUUACUCUCAGGAAGAGUUUGCCCGUUGUUCAGAGGAGCAAGGCCCAGGCUCACGGUGAGAGAGGAGACCGCAAUUCCGUCUGUGACUCGGCACAUUCUCACUUGGUCGAGAGCCAGGCCCUGCUGGGGAACUCUGACAAGACGGGGGACAGUGGGACUGCCAAACCAUCCACAACUCCUGAACCGGUGAUUAAACCAGAGGGUGAAAGAACGACCAGUGCCUACUAUUCCACGGAAACCGCUGCCACCUCCACUCGUACCAUCAGCACCUGCCAGAGCCAAGAAGCCUGCCGUUCCACCAAAACAGGUUCUGCUCCCAGACAAGCCUGUAGUGCUGACCCGCACCACACUCAAGAAACCUCAACCACUGUCGCACACGACUCGACCCCGAAAAGCUGUCCCUGAUCCUCCCAUUAAGUUCCCAAGCAAGAGCCUCGAUAACCAGGAGAAGUUUGUCAUUGAUAUGAGCAAUGGCCAACCAGUGGUUUCCCUACCUCCAGUCCUCCAGCAGAGCCACCCACCUAGUCUCCCACCUGCCACCUUCUUCCCCUCCAUGCUCAAACCCAAGAGCUCACACGGUGGAAGUGGUGGGGCGGGCGUUCGUUCCUCGGUCCUCGCACGACAAGAACAGAUGAUAGAAGAGAUGAUCAGAAGCGGUGCGGGCAGCAGACAGGCCACCAACAGGAUGAAGCAGAACACUGCAGUGCCUGGAAACAGUGUCGCAGAGAGCAGUAGAAAGGUUCCGUUGAUGCCACCGCCGACAAAGAGUACAGACCAGAGAGGUGUUGCACCUCGCUCACCUACCACACAACAUAAGCUGAAUGUUGCACCGCCCACCUCCGCCUAACUGACACUGCUACUGUCACAUCUGUUAAAAUCCCAUUGAAAAUGGAAUUUGCUGACCCUUUCUUCCGUACAUCUGUUGUAUAUAUGCUCUGUGUGUGUGCUAGCGAUGGUGCGUCUUUCAUUAUUUUGAUCUCUCUCGCAAUCUGCUAUCUUUGUUUGAGAAUAUCAUUUUAACCUCUGUGCACAUACACGGA
Messenger RNA from Geodia barretti, 2473 nucleotides. The record is from the annotation of a GenBank genome assembly. Lineage: Eukaryota; Metazoa; Porifera; Demospongiae; Tetractinellida; Geodiidae.